UGCUGGAUUAUGAUUGGCCAGAACAUUUCCCUCGCUGCACGGAGCCCCUGUCACUAAUGAUUGCGAAAGCAUUGCUGACGAAGGAGGCGUAGCUUGGCGAGGAUCUUGCCAAAAGUUGCAGCGAAGUCUGGUCAGCAUCACCUUGUCAUUAUAUCUCAAGAUUGCUACAUCUUCUGAUGAAAUUUUAAAGUUCGUCGCUGGAUCAAAUUCGUUCCCAUAGCAAUUGGGCUUUAUCCCCCGCCAGGAGCCACCCAAGAUGGGGGGAUAUAGGACAUUUUUAAUUUUCGCAAUCCACCUAGCACUUUUAAUAGCAUUCACAAGUAGUCAAAAUUGUGACUUUGAACGAGGGACAUGCUCAUAUAUCCAAUCUACAAAUGACACAUUUGAUUGGUCAAGGCAAAGAGGCUCAACAAGUUCUUCUGGAACUGGUCCAUCUAGUGAUCACACUUCAAGCACAUCAACAUUUAAAAUCUAUACAACUGGUGGAAAUGCUGGGGGAGCUGCCUGUGUUUUCCCAUUUCUGUACAAUGGUGUAAAUAGGACAAGUUGCACAAGAGCUGGAUCUCUUAGAUACUGGUGUGCUACGACAAAUAAUUAUCCAAGUGACCAAAAAUGGGGAUAUUGUGCUCCAGCAGGCUGGUAUAUGUUUAUAGAGUCAUCAAGUCCAAGAAUAGAUGGGGACACUGCUGUGUUAUUUACGCCCAUCUUACCAGCUGGGAGCAAAUGCCUUACAUUCUUUUAUCACAUGUAUGGACCUCAUAUUUCCUCCUUGUCUGUGUAUGUUACAAGUGACAAUUCUACUCUUGGUACUGCACUAUGGGCUAAAAGUGGAACGCAAGGAAAUGUCUGGCAGAAUCACACCAUGACAGUUAGCAGUUCGUCACCGUUCCAGGUUGGCUUUGAAGGCAAACGUGGAAGUGAUUAUCAAGGGGACAUCGCCAUUGAUGAUAUUUCGUUUAAAGAUGGAGCUUGUAAUCCUGUCAGUUCAGAUAUGUGUACAUUUGAGACAGACACUUGUGGGUAUAUGCAUGAUGCAACUGGAAGAUUUAACUGGACAAGACACCAAGGACAAACUGGCAGUUCUGGUACUGGGCCCAGCUCUGACCAUACAAAGGGAACAGCAGCCGGUUACUAUAUGUACGUGGAAGCUUCUUCCCCUCGAAAGAAUGGAGACAAAGCACGAAUGUACAAAUCGUAUACUGGUUUGGCUUCAGGAGGCAGUUGCUUAGUGUUUUGGUAUCACAUGUUUGGAGCUGAUAUUGGACGUCUUAACAUUUAUGUCAAUAGUCAGGGCAAGAAUACUUCUUGGAAUAUGAUUGGCCAACAAGGCAACCAAUGGGCUAAAGGACAGAUCACAAUUCCUGGAACAAGCGGAAAUGUUGUAUUUGAAGGGGUCAUUGGAAACAGCUAUCAAGGAGAUAUUGCCGUCGACGAUAUUUCAGUUAUGAAUGGCAAAUGUGCUAACCCUGGGGAGUGUGAUUUUGAGACGAACCUUUGCACAUGGUACAACACGUUGGUUGGCGACAACUUCGAUUGGAUUGUUGGUAGUGGAAGCACUCCAAGCUAUUUUACUGGGCCUACUGCCGAUCGCAACGGCAACCGAACAGCCAAAUUUCUUUUCAUUGAAUCGUCAUCACCAAGAGUCGUUGGAGACACGGCCCAUCUUGUUAGUACAGUAUUCAACAGAACAGCAGGCAGUGGGCGUUGCUUUACCUUCUGGUAUCACAUGUAUGGCACUGACAUUGGAAGACUUAAUAUAUACGUGAACACUUCAUCUGGAGGCAAACAACUGAAAUGGAGACUCAUUGGUAACCAAGGAAACUCCUGGUUCAAUGGCCAAGUUAAUGUAGGCAUUGCGAGUGGUCCAUACAGUGUGAUUCUUGAAGGCGUCCGUGGAAAUGGCUACACCGGUGAUAUUGCCAUCGAUGAUUUUUCAUUCAGGGAUGGGGCUUGUUCCGUUGUACCCGCCGCUGCAGAUCCCAGUUCUGUUAUAACGACUGUUCCUCCAACUACCACGCCCACUGUCACUCCAUCUACUGGAAACACUGGUUAUGACUGCAAUUUCGAGUCGGGCCUUUGCUCGCCAUAUUGGAACCAGGACACAAACGACACUCUGAAUUGGACUUUAAGACGAGGCUCAACUCCAUCUGUUUCUACUGGACCAUCCGUGGAUCAUACACUGGGCACAGCAAAUGGCUACUACAUAUACCUUGAGGUGUCAAAUGUCAGGCCAAACAACUUUGCCAGACUGAUUAGUGGACAAAUACCAGCCACGAGUGCCUCCAAUGGGAAGUGCCUUAGGUUUUGGUACCACAUGUAUGGAGCCCACGUGAACAGAUUGAAUGUAUACGUCAAGGUUGGAUCACAUUUGGGAUCGCCUGUAUGGACUAAAAAUGGCACACAUGGAGAUCAAUGGAAUUUGGCAGCAGUAACUGUUCGCUCACCCUACUUUUUCAAGGUUAUCUUCGAAGCACUUGCUGGAUCAAGUUACCAAGGAGACAUUGCACUGGACGAUAUUUCGCUGAAGGACGGUCCUUGCCCUCAAGUAUCCUCAACAUGCACUUUUGAGGAUGGCUCCAUAUGCGGUUAUACACACGAAGAAACCAGUGCGGUUAAGUUCAAGUGGGCGCGCGGGAGUGGGCAGACGUCCUCAGUUGGAACAGGUCCCGGUUUUGAUCAUACCUUAGGAACAUCGUCAGGUUUUUACAUGUAUACCGAGGCUUCAUCGCCACGACAGCGGGGUGACAAAGCUCGUCUCAUUUCCCCAACAAGUCCACAGACAACAGGAUCUUGCCUUCAGUUCUGGUACCAUAUGUACGGCAGUGACAUUGGAACACUGAACGUUUUCGUCCGAACUGGGAACACCCUACCUAGCAGGCCAUUGUGGUCAGAGUAUGGCGAUAAAGGAAAUGCCUGGAAAGUGGCAAGGAAAACUAUUGCAUCGACCCAACCAUACGAGGUCGUUUUUGAAGGUAUUAUUGGAAAUGGUUACCAAGGUGAUAUCGCUGUUGAUGAUGUCAAGCUCACGGCAGGAGCCUGCCCUUCUCCGGGAUCAUGUACAUUUGAGAAUGGAAACCUCUGCACGUAUUCUAAUGCGAAUAGCGACAAUUUUGAUUGGAUCACAAGAAAAGGAAGAACCGGGUCUUCUGGUACCGGUCCAGCAGUAGAUCACACAACCGGAACCUCAAAUGGCACCUAUCUGUACAUUGAGGCCUCAUCGCCACGCCAGCCCGGGCACAAAGCGCGUCUGGUGAGCGAACAGUUUAACAACUUAGCCACAACAACACGUUGCCUUACUUUCUGGUACCACAUGUACGGUGCCGACAUUGGUAAACUGAACGUAAUCUAUAAAGUUCCAACUGGAGCAAACACAGAGACACUUAUCUGGAACUUGACGGGGCAGCAGCAGACAAGCGAAACUGAAGCCUGGAGGUACGCCAGUGUGCCAGUUGCCAGCAACACGGAUCACACGAUUGUCUUUGAAGGAAUAGUCGGUAGCAGUUAUAUGGGUGAUAUCGCCAUUGAUGACAUCCAAAUCACAACACAGAGGUGCACCAUACAGCCACCGAAUGCUAACCCCAACGGACCAGCCACCCCAGGACCAAGCACUGCAUUCCCAAACACGAUUCCUACUACAAUACCAACUGGUCCUUUCAACUGCAAUUUUGAAACCGGCCUUUGCCAGUACGUAGAAGACAGUACCAGUCAUUUCAACUGGACACGCGUGCAAGGUUACACACACUCAGCUGGAACCGGACCCAGUUUUGAUCAUACCCGCGGAAAAGGUGCGGUUGGACCUCGGGGACCAGGGUCUCUCGUGCAGGUGGGUGGUAAGUGUCUGCAUGUUCUGAAUGGAGCAUGGACGAAACCAGCAAAUGAUCAACCGCUUGUCACAUAUGAUGGGUGUGGUCAACAAAGAUUGGAGUUUUUGUUGACUCCUACUGGAUUGUUGAAGCACACGCUGUAUGGGCAGUGUGUGAGGCCAAAGGGAGGUGCUGUGGCAGAUGGAACCGAGAUCGGUAUCAGCGACUCCUGUGGAGCAGAUACCUGGCGUAUAACCGCACAAGGGUCUUUGCAGCACAUUCAGAGUGGGAAAUGUGUAAUGGCGAAGGGGGGCUACUCGAAUCCUCCUAACAACAACAAGCUGGUUCUUAUGACGUUUUGUGGGCAAUUCAGACAGAAAUUUUCAUGGCUUCCAACACUGGGUUGGUACGCCUUCAUUGAGUCUUCAGCACCAAGACAACCAAAUGACACCGCAAGGUUGAUGUCUUCAAAUCUAAUCACAACUAAGGGACAAUGCUUGAACUUCUGGUACCACAUGUAUGGAGCUCAUGUCAAUCAACUGAAUGUGUACCUUGAAACAAAUACUGCGAAUCUGUCACGACCGGUCUGGUCCAAGUUUGGAACACAUGGUGAUGUUUGGAAGGCAGCUCAUGUUUCAAUGAAUCAAAACCCACCAUUCAAGAUCGUGUUUGAAGCUGUACGUGGUAAUGGCUACCAAGGAGAUAUUGCAAUAGAUGACGUCUCAGUCACUCCAACCUGCCCCGCACCACUGGAAUGCACAUUUGAGGAAACGAACCCACCUUUGUGCGGAUGGAUGAAUGUAAGAGGCAGAGAUCGUAUUGAUUGGAGCCGAGCGACAGGCAGAACUGCCAGCGAUGGUACUGGGCCAGCUAGCGAUCACACUUAUGGAAAUGAUAAAGGAUACUAUAUGUUCAUAGAAACUUCUGGUUGGAUUCCCACUGGAGCUAAUGCGUAUCUGAUGAGUCCUCAAUACGAUCCUGCCUCCAGAACCGGGGGUAAAUGCCUUCAGUUCUGGUAUCACAUGUAUGGGAACUCGAUUGGUACGCUGAAUGUGUAUCUCAAAACUGGGUCUUCGUAUCCAGGCAGUUCUAUGUGGACUAGACGUCGUAACCAGGGUAAUCAAUGGCUCAUUGGUCAAGUCUCAAUAACAACAACGAGUUCGUUUAAUAUCAUUUUUGAGGGUGUGCGUGGCACAAGCUAUACAGGCGAUAUCGCCAUUGAUGACAUCAAAAUGCUUGACGGAGCUUGCAACCAACCUGCCUCUUGUGAUUUUGAGAACGACCGCUGCACGUGGACCAACACUGCCCAAGAGGACGAUUUUGAUUGGAUAAUAAGCAAAGGAUCAACUCCCUCUGGGACCACUGGGCCUUCAGCUGAUCACACUAAACGGAAUGGCGAUGGAACAUAUGCAUAUAUUGAAUCAUCGGCACCUCGAAAGCAAGGAGACAAGGCACGCUUUAUAAGCGAGAGAUUCCCGCUCACAACCGCGAAUCGUUGCUUGAGGUUUUGGUACCACAUGUUCGGCGCAAGCAUUGGAACUUUGAAUGUUUUAAUGAAAUACAAGGCUGGCAAUCUGACAACCUCGGAGAAAGUGAUUUGGUCAUUGUCAGGAAAUAAGCAACAAACCUGGAGGUACGGUGCUGUCCCAAUCCAAAGCACCCAAGAUUUCCAGAUGGUAUUUGAGGGAAUAAGAGGAAAUGGAUACGCUGGUGAUAUUGCUAUUGAUGACAUUUCUUAUACUGUUGGAAGCUGCUCGAUCAUGCCAGCUAACGCCGUACCGAUGCCGCCGACAACCUCUCCACCAACUACUUCGAGGCCACCAACGCCGAGACCGUCUGUAUACUCAUGUGACUUCCAAAAAGACUUCUGCUCCUGGACUCGAGAUGCCACAGCAAACUUCAACUGGACAAGGCACAUCCGUUCAACUUCAUCCUCGGACACUGGCCCCAGCACUGAUCAUACCAUGAAAAAUAGCUCUGGUUAUUAUAUUUACAUUGAAACUUCGUCGCCAAGAAGACCAAACGACACGGCGCGGUUGCUGAGCCCCACAAUUCCACCUGACGGUCGUAUGGGUCAUUGUGUCAAGUUCUGGUUCCAUAUGUAUGGUCCGCAUGUAAAUGCCUUGAAUGUUUACAAAAAAGUCGGUAAUGUACUACAGCUGGCAUGGAAACGAGUUGGAAACAAUGGUAACAUAUGGAGAUAUGGCCAAGUGACUCUGAAUAGCAAUGUGCAAUACCAGGUCGUGUUUGAAGGCGUUCGUGGCACAAGCUUUAGUGGUGACAUUGCCCUUGAUGACCUUGAUGUCUCUCCUGGCGUUUGUCCAACACCAACUGAAUGUGAUUGGGAGCAUGGCUUAUGCGGUUUCACCCAAGAUUCUACCGAUGAUUUUGAUUGGACUAGACAGAAGGGUAGUACCCCAAGCAUCGGAACUGGGCCCAGUGUUGAUCACACACUGCAAACAAAUCAAGGUUAUUAUAUCUACACGGAAAUGUCUGGCCUUAGAAGACCUGGAGACAAGGCAAGAAUGGUGUCUCCAGUUGUCAGCACUAAUGACGCCUUCUGUCUUGAAUUUUGGUAUCAUAUGCAGGGAAUUCAUGUUGGAACUCUCAACGUUUAUCGGCAGUCAACUGGUGUUGGCAGUGUUCGAAGUAUUGUAUGGAGCCAAAGUGGCAACCAUGGUGGCACAUGGAAAAUCGCCAGGGUAACUGUCAGUGCGGGUGCUGGUCGCCAAGUAACGUUUGAAGGUGUUCGCGGAAGUGGCUUUUCGGGGGAUAUAGCGAUUGACGACAUCAAGAUGAUUCCAGGAAAUUGCCCACCACCAGGUCAUUGUGAUUUUGAGACUGGUACUUGCACCUGGGUUAACGCCCAAACAGGAGAUGAUUUUGAUUGGCUAAGGGGAACUCAAGGCACGCCCAGUGCCUUCACUGGACCGUCUGUUGACCACACCACUGGGACAGCGGCAGGUUAUUACAUGUUCAUCGAGACAUCUUCUCCACGAAAGGUAGGAGAUGUUGCGUACCUCAUGUCUGAAAUGUUCCUUCCAACAAGUCUUCGCGGACGCUGCAUCAAGUUCUGGUACCACAUGAUGGGGGGAAAUAUUGGUACGCUCAAUGUCAACUUGAUGACGCAAAACGGAACAAAGAUCCCUGUGUGGUCGUUAACCGGCCAGCAAGGGAAUAACUGGAUGUAUGGACAGGCUCCAAUUAGAUCGAAUGUGGAUUACCAGAUGAUUUUCGAGGGUGUACGUGGCAAUGGCUUUCAAGGAGAUAUCGCUCUUGAUGACAUCGAGUUCACAAACUUCGCAUGCGGAAAUCUUCCAGCCAACUCCGUUCCAGUUGCACCAACCACCAAAGCACCAAGCACUCCAGCUUCAACCAGACCUCCCACACCAGCACCAUCACCAUGGAAUUGUAAUUUCACCAAAGACAAAUGCUCUUGGGCAGAUGAUCCAACUGGUCAUUUUAACUGGACCAGACACCAGGGCUCUACUGGAUCAGGAUUAACGGGACCACAGAAUGACCAUACCACCGGAACAGCAAGCGGAUGGUAUAUCUUUAUUGAGACAUCCUACCCACGUGUGCCUAAUGAUACUGCUCGAUUGGUUAGUCAGAGAGUGCCGUCAACCAAUAGAAAAUGUCUCCAGUUCUGGUAUCACAUGUAUGGAGAUCACGUUGAUAACCUGACUAUCUACAUGAAGACUGGCUCUAGUAUGACUAAAUUAUGGCAGAAGCGUGGUACCCAAGGCAACAGAUGGCGUCAUGGCUUACUCAAUAUCGUGUCCAGUCAAAUGUUCCAGAUUGUUUUUGAAGCGACAAGAGGAGCUAGCUACCGAGGUGACAUCGCCCUGGAUGAUAUAUCCUUGAAUGACGGAAGCUGCCCACCUCAAGCGGAAUGCACUUUUGAGGAUACAAACCUUUGUGGCUGGACAAAUGUUCACGGAGAUAAUUUCGAUUGGUCCCGGGCAUCCGGAUCAACUGCCAGUGUCGGUACUGGACCGAGUGCGGAUCACACAUAUGGAACCAGUCAAGGUUACUAUGUGUACAUAGAGGCUUCUGCUCCACGUUCUAAGGGACAUAAGGCUUGGCUGCGCAGUCCGGUAUUCACUCCAUCAACCGGUCGUUGCUUACAGUUCUGGUACCAUAUGUAUGGAUACAACGUCGGAACCCUGAAUGUUCUUACGUACUCAAACGGGUCGCGGUCAACUCCAUUGUACUCCCUUAGUGGAAGCCAAGGGAACAUCUGGCGUAUUGCGCAAGUUACUAUUGCCAGCACCGUUAACCAUCAGAUGAUAUUUGAAGCUUCUGUUGGAACUUCAUACUCUGGCGACAUAGCAAUUGAUGACGUCCUUAUCAAAGAUGGCGCUUGCCCAUUACCAGGAAAUUGUGCUUUCGAGACUGGGAUGUGCACAUACAUGAAUGUCAAAACUGGAGACGAAUUUGAUUGGUUGAUCGGUUCUGGAGGUACUACCAGCCAAUUUACAGGCCCAAGCGUUGAUCACACAACGGGAACGAAAUCUGGUCGUUUCCUGUUCAUAGAGACAUCAUGGCCUCGACUUCCAAAGGAGACAGCAAGAGUUGAAAGCGAGGUCAUCAUGGGCUCCAGCACCGGUACAUGCUUACGCUUCUGGUAUCACAUGCAAGGUGCCCAUAUUGGAACAUUCAAUGUAUAUUUGAAGAUAAUUGGGAUCUCGACCUCCAUUCUUUGGAGUUUGAGUGAUGCACAGGGAUCGAGCUGGUUGCAAGGCCAGAUUCCGGUUAAAAGUGGAAGACGAAAUUUCCAGAUCGUAUUUGAGGGUAUACGAGGGUCAGACUACCAGGGUGACAUUGCUCUAGAUGAUAUCUCCAUGCAAGCGAUCCAGGGAACCUGUCCACUGCAGCCAACACAGGCUACCCCAUGGGGAUGCAAUUUCGAACAGGACACGUGUAACUGGCGCCAGACAACAGAUGAUUCAUUUGACUGGAGAAGAUACCGUGGGCGGACAAGUUCUACGGGAACUGGCCCCAACUAUGAUCACACUCUCGGCAACUGGUACGGUUACUAUAUGUACAUUGAGACCUCAGCUCCGCGUCGUCCAAACGACACUGCCAGACUAAUCAGUCCAGUAGUACGCGGAAAUGGCACCGUACUUACACAAUGCGUCAGUUUCUACUACCAUAUGUACGGACCGCACGUCAAUACUUUGUCAGUAUACACUAGGUCGAACGGCCGAUAUGACGCCCCGCUGUGGGUUAGAAAUGGUACGCAAGGGCCUAACUGGCGUUAUGGCGAGGUCCAGGUCAAGACUGGUGAUUCCUUCCAGAUUGUAUUCGAAGGAAAACGAGGAUUAGAUUUCAAGGGUGAUAUUGCAAUCGACGAUAUUGAUAUGAAAUACGGAGACUGCAUAUCAUCAGGGAUAUGUACAUUUGAGGCAGCUAAUAUCUGUGGAUGGGUCAACAGCAAAACAGACGCUUCUGACUGGAAAAGAGCAAGUGGUAGCACUGCUAGUGUUGGAACCGGACCCCGGAACGACCACACAUAUGGAACCGGUUUCGGUCACUAUUUGUACCUUGAAACUUCCACAACCUUGCCUGCUGGCUCUAAGGCGAUCAUCAAUACACCAUACUACUACAACAACGGACAGAAGUGUGUUCAAUUCUAUUAUCACAUGUACGGCAAUACAGUCGGACAGCUGAAUGUUUACGUGAAGUACUCCUUCUUCAGCAACCAGUUGUUGUUUAGUAAAUCUGGCAACCAAAACGACACAUGGCGUUUGGCCCAAGUCCAGGUCACGAGAAGAACGUAUUACAGGAUGGUUUUCGAGGCUGUGAAAGGCUCAAGUUUCACUGGUGAUAUUGCAAUUGACGAUUUCAAGAUCAGAGAUGGUGCAUGUCCCAACCCUGGAGAUUGUGAUUUCGAAGAUGGAGACACGUGCUCUUGGACCAACUCACAGGCGGAUGAUUUUGAUUGGAUAGUAGGAAGAGGUGGAACGCCAAGCUUUCUUACUGGACCAAGGAUUGACCACACGACAGGAACUGGUGCAGGGUACUACGCGUUUAUAGAGAGUUCCGCCCCCCGGCGAACAGGAGACAAGGCUGUUUUGACAAGCAUGGAGUUCCCUGCUACCACUGGCGGGGGGAGAUGCAUUUCAUUUUGGUAUCAUAUGUAUGGUUCAUCCAUUGGUACAUUGAACAUAUUCCAGAAGACACUUGUUGGCACAACAGUAACCGGUACAAGGUUGCUAUGGCAGCUGAAAGGAAACCAAGGCAACACGUGGCUGCAGGGGAGAAUUCCCUUGACAUUCAACACAAACUACCAGAUUAUGAUCGAGGCAAUUCGAGGCACAAGUUUCAGUGGAGACAUUGCUGUAGAUGACAUCGAGUUCACUCAAGGCUCCUGCGCAUUCACCCCGUACGCUGCUUUGCCACCUGGCGUCAGUACGCCAGCGCCAACACCAAGUGUGACACCAUCCAGAGGACCUACCGCCGGCAAUACUGGUUUCGACUGCAACUUCGAGUUGGGUUGGUGCACCUACACGACGAACAGUUCAGCAAGAUUCCGCUUCCUCAAGCACAAGGGUAACACAGCUUCUGCUGGCACUGGGCCCCACUAUGACCAUACAUACGGGAACGGCACUGGAACCUAUGUUUAUGCCGAAGCCUCCUCCCCAGCACAACCUAAUGACACGACACAGCUUACAAGUGCCGAAAUCCCUGCUUUUAGUGCACCUGGCAAAUGUCUCAGUUUUUGGUAUCACAUGUAUGGACCGCACGUUGGCUCACUCAGAGUGCUGACCAAGAUUGGAGCCGUAUCAUUCUUGAAAUGGCAAAGAACAGGAACCCAAGGAGACGAAUGGAGACGCGGUCUUGUACAGCUGCCUACCACUACAGCCAAAAGCAGAAUUGUAUUUGAGGCCAUUCGUGGUGUCAGUUACAGCGGGGACAUUGCUAUUGAUGACAUUUCUGUCAUGUCAGGCACAUGUCCACCACCAGAUGAGUGUGACUUUGAGUACAGUGUUGGAGGUAAUAUUUACUGUCAAUGGACCCAGGACAAAACAACCGACAAUUUUGAUUGGACACGAGCCAAUGGACAAACAGCAUCCUUUGGCACUGGGCCAGCUACAGACCAUACCCUGCAAACAAGCCAAGGCUACUACAUGUAUAUAGAAACAUCAUCCCCGCGCCGUCAAGGAGACAAGGCAAGAUUCCUGUCACCGGUUCGUUCACCAACGACCGGCUCAUGUCUGGCGUUCUGGUAUCACAUGUACGGAACAACAAUCGGCAGCCUUUCUUUGUACAGUAGAGUCAAUAGUGCAGAUAAUUUGCUGUGGAGCGAGUCAGGAAAUCAAGGAAAUAUUUGGAGAAUGGCCAUGAAAACACUAACUUCAUCUUCUAAUUAUCAGCUCAUGUUUGAAGGAACAGUUGGUUCCAGUUACACGGGAGAUAUUGCCAUUGAUGAUCUGAAAAUAGUUAGCGGAGCAUGUCCUCGCCCAGGACAUUGUGAUUUCGAAGCCUUUAAAACAUGCACAUACCUCCAAGAUCAAAGUGAGGAUAACUUCGACUGGAUACGAGGCCAUGGAGCAACCUCGAGUUGGCGCACGGGCCCGUCUAUUGACAACACCAAGAAAGAUGCCAGUGGUCAUUAUAUGUAUAUCGAGGCCUCGGCCCCACGAAAGCAAGGAGACAAAGCAAGACUCGUCAGUGAGUUCUUCCCCCCAACUGGAACUUUUGGCAGAUGUGUGAAAUUCGCUUUCCAUAUGUUCGGCACGUCAAUGGGAACUCUCAAUGUUUACGUCAAAACUGGGGCAGGGAAUCAGUCAGAAACUUUGAUUUGGUCAACGUCAGGCAACCAUGGAAACGUUUGGAUUCCGACUGCCCAGGCCCCUAUCGUCUCUUCUCAGAGCUAUGCAGUUGUGUUCGAAGGGAUUGUGGGUUCAUCCUACAGCGGAGAUAUUGCAAUUGAUGACAUAUCUUACACCAAUUCACGAUGUUCACAUAUCCCAGCAAGCUCUGCUCCCCCGACGGUAGCACCAACAACAACCGUGCCAUCCGACAGUAACUGUACAUUUGAAACUGGUCUAUGUAACUGGAGGCAGCUGACCACAGAUAAUUUUGAUUGGAAGAGGAACAAGGACAACACUGGAUCGGUGGGGACCGGGCCAGUUGGUGACCACACUACAGGCAAAGGUCAUUACAUAUACAUCGAGACUUCGUCACCAAGAAUAGCUAAUGAUACUGCGGUGAUAGAAAGCCCUCCCAUUAAGCCAUCGCGCUCAAUUGUAUGUUUGCAGUUUUGGUACCACAUGCACGGAGCACACGUGAAUCAGCUCAAUGUUUACAAGCAAAGCGGUUCACGAUUCGUCAGGAUCUGGGCUCGAAAGGGAACACAAGGCAACAAGUGGCGAAGUGCACAGGUCAAUGUUUAUUCCAGUAGCGUAACUCGGUUGCGAUUUGAAGGAGUGCGGGGAACAAGUUACCAAGGGGAUAUUGCAGUUGACGACGUCGUUGUUUUGGACAGUUAUUGCCCACGCGCAAUGUAUUGUGACUUUGAAGAUACGACACUUUGCGGUUGGUCAAACAGACGUGGAGACCAGUUUGACUGGACAAGAGGUAACCAGGGAACACCAUCUUUGGGUACUGGACCGUCUACUGAUCAUACCACUGGAACAAGUCAGGGAAACUAUGUCUACAUUGAAACCUCUUAUCCAAGAAGACGAGGAGACAAAGCUUGGCUCUAUAGCCCGGUAUACCCGGCGUCUGUGAAAGGAAGAUGUCUCAACUUCUGGUACCACAUGUACGGUGCGGACAUUGGUAGCUUGAAUAUUUACCUUACUACACCAACAGGAACACCGCUGUGGAACAGAACUGGUAAUCAAAAUAAUGUUUGGAGACAUGGUCGUGUCACCCUACAGAGCAAUUCUUCAUACACGGUUGUUAUAGAAGGUAUUGUUGGAAAAAGUUAUCGUGGUGAUAUUGCCCUUGAUGACAUCUAUAUUUCCGAAAUGCCUUGCCCACCACCAGGGUCAUGUGAUUUCGAGUAUGGAAGCUUCUGUACUUGGAACAAUGUCGCAAAUGGCAAUCAAACAGGGCAAGAUGACUUUGACUGGGAAAGGAACAGUGGCUCAACAUCAAGCUAUGGGACCGGACCGACUGUUGAUCACACCGUUGGAACUGCACUCGGAACGUACAUUUUCAUCGAAACAUCUGGUUUCAAUCGAAGGGCCGGAGAAAAAGCAAGACUCGAAAGUGAACUUUUCAGUACCUCAAAUGGAAAAUGUUUGUCAUUCUGGUAUCAUAUGUACGGUCAAACAAUUGGCACCUUCAAUAUCUACUUGAAGAACAGUAAUGGAGAAACACUUUUGAAAACAUAUAAUGGAUCACAAGGAAAUAUCUGGAAGGAAGGGGAAGUUGGACUUUACAGCCGAUCCAAUUUCAGGGUAAUUUUAGAAGCAACUCGAGGCACGGAUUAUCGUGGCGACAUUUCUCUAGAUGAUCUCUACGUUAAGGAUGGCAAUUGUGUUGGCCUUUGUACUUCAGUUGUGCCAAUGGCCAGGGUUCGCUGCGGAGGUUAUAGUGUCUCAGCCGGAACUUGUAGGGUCACUUUGGGCUGUUGUUACGACGACACGGUUCAAAAUGUACCCAAUUGCUUCUACCACCCUGCCACGUGCUCCGCAGUACCUGUUGCAGCUAGGACACAAUGUGGUACAGCGUCAAUCUCGAGAUCUGCUUGUCAAAACAUGGGAUGCUGUUAUGAUGCAAGCUCUAUCAGUGGCGUUAGUUGUUACCAUACACUAUCGAAACCUACACCAUUCCCAAGCGUGAUACCGCCAAUCACAACACCUGCUCCGUCACCAUACGACUGUAACUUUGACGGUGGAUUGUGUCAGUUUGUCAACACCAAAGAUGACAACUUUGACUGGACAAGAGACAGAGGCGGAACUCCAAGUGCUCUAACUGGGCCAUCGGCCGACCACACCCAAGGAAACGCAAAUGGAUACUAUAUGUACAUCGAAACAUCCUGGCAGUCACAUAAUGAUACUGCUAAUCUAAAGAGUCCUAAAAUCGAUUUCAAAACAAAUGGAAACGCGCAGGGAACAGUCUGUGUUCGAUUUUGGUAUCACAUGUACGGCUCACACGUGGAUGCUCUAAAUGUUUUCAUUCAAAAUGAUACUUCUAUGCCAGCCAAGCCAGUCUGGACGAGAAAAGGAACACAAGGAGAUAAGUGGAGACUUGGACAAAUAGUUGUGAAGAGAACACCGGCUUUCAAUGUCAUCUUCCAAGGAACAAGUGGUCCAAGUUAUCAAGGAGACAUUGCCCUCGAUGACGUCAGCUUUGUCAAUGGCAACUGUUUGCCAACAGAUGAAUGUGAGUUCGAAUCCCCAGAUAUUUGUGGAUACACACAAGACCUGUCCGAUGACUUCGACUGGACUAGGGCAACUGCUAAUACCUCAAGUUCCCGAACCGGACCUCCGGCAGAUCAUACAUAUGGAACCGCUUUCGGACACUAUAUGCAUAUUGAAGCAUCAUAUCCGCGCGUACCUGGUGAUCGAGCUGUUAUGGAGUCGCCGGCCUAUCCUGCUACUAUCGGUGGUAAAUGCGUUGAAUUCUACUAUCACAUGUAUGGAGCUGACAUGGGCACGCUUAGGAUGUUCUUAAGGAAAGGAGGAAGGAUUGAUCGAACCCCGGUUUGGACUUUGAGUGGUGACCAAGGAAAUGUUUGGCACCGAGGCUCGUUCACAGUCCAAACAGACCAAAUUUGGCAGAUCGUGUUUGAAGGCAUACGAGGUGGCGGUUAUACCAGUGACGCAGCUAUUGAUGACGUCAAGAUACACAAAGGCCCAUGUCCAUCAAAGGGAUCUUGUGACUUUGAGAUUGGGUACUGCGGUUACACCAAUAUAGACGAUGAUAAAUUUGACUGGAUUCGCCAUUCAGGUGACACCCCAAGUGUCAAAACCGGGCCUAAGGUUGACCAUACCCUUGGAACCUCUCUUGGCCAAUACGUGUACAUCGAAGCCUCGUCACCUCGGGUAGAAGGAGACUAUGCCCACCUUGCUAGCGAGCUCUUUAAAGUCAACCCACAGUUCAAUUGGUGUGUCACUUUCUAUUACCAUAUGUAUGGCCAGUCGGUAGGCACUCUCAUUGUUGAGUCCCUGUAUAGACCGUCAUGGGGACGCGGACGAAGUUACUACAGAACUCACAAAGUCUUACAGGGGAACCAGGGAGAUCGAUGGAACUGGAUGCAAGUUGAUGUCACCCAAAGCUACGAUUUUCAGAUUGUCUUCGAAGGUAAAAUUGGAAAAUCGUACGACGGAGAUAUCAGUCUCGAUGACAUAUCAGUUACACCAGGAAAGUGCCCAGUACCAACACCAUCGCCUUCACCAAACCCAUGUGCUGUGCGUUGCAAGACUUCCAAUCGAUGCAUCCCGGCAACAAAGAUCUGUGACUUCGUCAAUGAUUGCGGGGCCACUGAUGAUACAGAUGAACGGAACUGCGGAGCCUGUGACUUUGAAUCUGGACUGUGCCAAUGGAAUGAUUCAAGCAUUGGUGUUUUCGACUGGAAGCGUGGCAAUGGAGCUACGGCUACCGCCAACACUGGUCCCUCUACUGAUCACACUAAGGGUGAUAGUUCCGGGUAUUAUGCUUACGUCGAAGCAUCAGUUGGUAGCAUGUACAGUUUAGCCACUUUGCAAAGCCCAAGUUUGAAGCAAGCUUCGGCAACGUGUCAAAUGAAUUUCUGGUAUCACAUGUACGGAACUGGCAUUGGGGACUUACGAGUUUAUAUAGAAAUUGGAACAUCCCUCACUCUUUUAUGGCACCGUAGUGGAAAUCAAGGCGACCAAUGGACUCAGGGAACAGUAUACAUCAUGCGCAGAACAGUUCCUUAUAAAAUCAAGAUAGAGGCUGAAAGAUCAUACAGCACGCGCGGAGAUAUCGCUGUUGAUGAUAUUACGUUCCAGGGAUGCUCUUUACCAACCGCUGCUUCUUCCUGCUAUUACAGAUUCAGGUGUGCAAAAACGCAAGCGUGCGUGCCAUACUCUAGGCAGUGUGAUUAUACCGAUGACUGUGGUGAUGGAACUGACGAAAUCAACUGCCAAUACCCACAGAUCAGUUUAAGUUGUAACUUUGAAUACAGUCUGUGCUACUGGCGGCAGCUGACAGAUGACCAAUUUAACUGGACCCGUUCUUAUGGCUCAACUGAUUCUUCUGGUACUGGUCCUCUCUUUGACCACACAUCUGGAACUAAUUAUGGCAAGUAUUUAUAUGCUGAAGCAUCCUACCCUCGCAUAAAGGGAGACAAGGCUCGCAUUGUCAGCAGGAACGUGAUGCCAUCUUCUGCUUCUGGUACUUCAUGUAUGAUACGGUUUUAUUAUCACAUGAAUGGAGACCACAUUGGAAGACUCAGUGUAAAAACAAGGCAGUGCGAGGCUGCCGGUUGCCCAGAGACGCUCGUUUGGACUCGUAACGUGUCGACCGGAGACGUAUGGAUAAGGCAUGCCUCGGUUCUGAGAAGCAGCCAAGCUUUCCAGGUCAUUAUUGAAGCUGAACGAGGAUCUGGUUACAUGGGAGACAUAGCAAUUGACGAUGUGUCUUUUUAUGGCUGCAUACCAUCCUUCAGACCUCUGCCAACUCCAGCACCUUCCACAACACCGAAGCCAACAACCACUCCGUGUGCGUCAAACCAGUUUUACUGUCCAGGAGAUGCCACUUGUAUUGAAGCAAAGAAGAGAUGUGAUUACAAUGCGGAUUGUAAAGACGGUUCAGAUGAAGCGAAUUGCGGAAACUGUAACUUUGAAAAGGACUCUUGUGGCUACAAAGAUAGCAGUACUGGCAAGGUCAUGUGGGGAAGAGCUAGCCCGGCAUUGAGCCCUGUUGUUGAUCCAACUGGACAAGGACGAGGACCUCAAACAGACAACACGAAGAAGACAGAUCAAGGUUACUUGAUGCGCACAAUAGAAGGUUCUGGAACUUUGAAUAGGUAUGCCGUCUUACGUAGUCCCAUGUUGAGCAAGACUGGGCCUAACUGUGCUCUGGAAUUCUAUUACUACAUGAACGAAACACAGUACAGUUGGUUGAGUGUUUACGGGAUUGCAAACUCGAUUCAAUCGAGACUAUUUUCUACAACAUCACGCACUAACGGGCAAUGGAAAAGACAUCUGUUAUGGUUAGGAUCGAGGCCUUCAGGCUGGCAACUUGCGUUCACGUAUUACCGACCGUUCUUUGCCAUUGAUGAUAUCAGAUUUGUCAACUGCUCCCUGGCUCCAGACAGAGGAGGCCAGUGCAAGAAAGAAGAAUUUGCUUGCACAAACGGCGCUUGUAUUGCAGGAAAUAGGAUCUGUGAUUUCCAAGAUGAUUGUGGAGAUGGCAGUGAUGAAGGAACUAGACUUUGCAGUGGUUAUAAGGAGAGAUGCAAUUUUGAAACUGGUGGUUGCAACUGGCUUCAGGUCCAAGGGGAUAACUUUGAUUGGAGCAGACGACGUGGCUCAACUGGGUCAACUGGUACUGGACCUGGAACAGAUCACACUCGAGGAGACGUUCUUGGCUACUACCUGUAUAUUGAGACUUCCUCGCCGAGGGUUGAAAACGAUACGGCUCUACUGAUGAGUGCGCCCUUUAAGCCAGUUACUGGCUCCAACGAUUGUAGGCUGAGAUUCUUCUAUCAUAUGUUUGGGGAUCAUGUGAAGGAGCUCAACAUCUGGUUGAAAACAUCAGCACAUCCUUACUCACCAAUGAAGAAAGUCUGGGCAAAACAAGGCAGUCAAGGUGAUUUCUGGUACAGGGACGAAAUCAACCUCAGUUUCAUGACAAGAAACUUCCGUGUUGUGUUUGAAGGAAAGCGAGGUGGUGGCUUCCAAGGCGACAUAGCAAUUGACGAUGUGUCUUUCACCCCCGGUUGCAACGUAGACUUUUCAGUUACAUUGCCACCAAAUAUAGUCACGGCAUCUCCACCACCAGGGUGUCAAUCUGGCGAGUUCAGAUGCAAAAGUGGUCAGUGCAUUAGUGCCAAGCUGUUCUGUGACUUCAAGAAUGAUUGCAGUGACGGGUCGGAUGAAGCAACUUGUACAAGUUCCUGUGACUUUGAAAAAAGCACGUGCAACUGGGUGAAUACCAGAAUGGGCGACCAAAUGGAUUGGUUCAGACUGCGUGGAAGAACCGGAGCAAAUGGCACAUGGCCAUUGGCAGAUCAUACUACAAAUACAACAAGCGGUUAUUUCAUGACCUUGGGUCGGGCGCUUGUCGGUGGCGCGUUCCCGAACGCACAUCUGGUCAGCCCGCUUUAUCUCAGAGGUUCUAGAAACUGCAAAUACAAUUUCUGGUAUAACAUGGGUCACUGGAGUAAUUACGACAAUAUCGCAUUCAGAGUGUUGUAUCGACGUGGAGGUCGCGACACUGUCCUGUGGUCAACUAGCUCAAAGACAGACAAUAAAUGGAAGGCUGCUUCAGUGCCACUACCUAACUGCCCCACGGAUUUCCAAAUUGUGUUAGAAGCCCAUAGAUUCUGGCAGCGGUCCAACUAUGUUGCUGUUGAUGACAUUGGCUUCCAGUGCACAGACCCAGCCCCACCGUCGUCUUGUUCUGCAAGCCAGUUCAAGUGCACGGUGACCAACCAGUGUGUCGACAGAAAUACUUUGUGUGAUAAUGACAGAAACUGCUGUGAUGGUUCUGAUGAGACCGAUAGUCUCUGCAGUUCUUACAAACGCACAUCAUUUGAAACUGGCCUGGAUAUAUGGACUCAACUGCAGAGUGACGACUUUGACUGGACUUUAACGAGUGGCCAUACAGGUAGCUUUGACACUGGCCCAAGCAGAGAUCAUACGCUCCAGGAAGAGCAUGGUAAAUACAUAUUUAUGGAAGCGUCAAGCCCAAGGAAGACGAACGACACAACACGCCUUGCUAGUCCAACCAUCAAAGGCUCCGGAACGCGCGCACGACGUGCCACUGGCGACUGCCGUAUGCGCUUCUUCUACCACAUGUCUGGCGCACACAUUGGACAACUGAACAUCUAUACUGCCACUACUUAUGGACAGCCUGGUAACAAAGUCUGGAGUAUGUCUGGUGAUAAAGGUAGUCAGUGGUUGAGAGGUGAAGUUCAGGUUUCAAAUUCUGCAAACUUCCAAGUUAUUAUUGAGGGCAUUGUAGGCACUGGCUUUGCUGGGGAUAUUUCUCUCGACGACAUCUCGUUCACACCAGGAUGCAAUUUCAAUGGUGCUAGAUUGCCAGGCCAACCGACACCACCACCUGUUGACCCGUGCUACCCUAACUUCUACUGCGUAAAAGACAGAAAGUGCAUUUCGCGAAGAUUUGUUUGCGAUUUCACGCCUGACUGCACUGGUGCGACGGACGAGGCCCCAGAUAUGUGUGGCUAUCCAUGCUCGUUCCAAAAUGGCUGGUGUGGAUAUAAGAAUCAACUCACUGAUGAUUACGACUGGCAGAGACAUAGCGGUGGGACCGCAAGUGCUGGAACAGGACCAUCUACAGAUGCAACUGGAAACAAAACAGGAAUGUACGCCUACGUAGAGGCUUCGCAACGCAGGUACAACAAGAGAGCCGUUCUACUCAGUCCAACGUACGGAGGAGCAUUUGCUGAUUGCACCAUGGUGUUCUAUUAUCAUAUGUACGGUGCUAAUGUUGGUUCUCUCUGGCUUCUCCUCAGUGACGUCACCGGACAUACAGCUAUGUGGAGAUACGCAGGUGCUAGCAAAAACCAAUGGAUGAGGGCAGAAGUCUCGAUUGGUCGUCGACUUCACCCAUUCAACAUGUCAUUCUACAGUCUUAUGGGCAAUGGUUGGCAGGGAGAUAUCGCCAUUGAUGAAAUCAACUUUGCUAACUGCACAAGACCCGGUGCUUGUAAAAAUCCAAUUGGCAAAUUCGCCUGUCGAAAUGGAGCCUGCAUUGACGAGGACAAAGUUUGUGAUUUGACCGAUGAUUGUGGCGAUGGCAGCGACGAAGACCGAGCUGGUAUCUGUCAGGGAUAUAUUGGCUGCACUUUCGAAUCCAUACAAGACUCGUGUAAUUGGACCCAGGCUACGGAUGACGACUUUGACUGGACAAGGGAUCGUGGUGGCACGCCAACAGUCAACAGUGGUCCAACUAGAGACCAUACUUACGGCACCUCAACAGGUUACUACAUGUACAUGGAAACGUCCGGAAGGCGCCAAAACCAAAAGGCUCGCCUCGUUAGCAUAUUGUUCAAUGCCUUAAAAGGAGGCUCAUGUAAAAUGCGAAUGUUUUACCACAUGUUUGGCACACACACUAAAGAUCUUAAUGUUUACGUGCAACUUAACGGCAGCCAGUCAUACACGACUGUUUAUACUGCAACGGGAAAUCUUGGUGAUAAAUGGCGAAAGGCAGUCAUAGAUCUCAGCAAACAAUACUCCCCAUUCAGGGUUGUUAUCGAAGGUGUUCGUGGAGUAAGUUACCAAGGAGACAUAGCUGUUGAUGACAUAUCAUUCACUCCUGACUGCAUCACAAAUGGAAGUAGGCCUGUGUUCCCUACGAGAGCUCCACCUUGUAUUUCUGACCAGUUCACAUGCAGGACCUAUCAUUUCUGCGUCCCAAAAUCAAAACUGUGCGAUGGUAGCAAUGAUUGCCUUGAUGGAUCUGAUGAGGACAAGACCGUUUGUAGUGGUGGCAAUACUGGAAAGCAGACAGGAAAAUCAGGCACAAAAACUGGAGUGACUGCUGCAAUUGUUGUUGGCUGUCUUGUGGUUGUGUUGAUCAUCAUCCUUGUAGCGUACAUCGUCAUGAAGCGAAAGAGGGAAAAGAAGCUGCAUUUGUUCUCAGUAUUCUAUGACCCGUCAAAACAGGAUGUUCAGUCCGGAACUCAAGGUAAAAAGGAUUCUAAGAAGAAGCAAAAGCAGGAAGAAGAUACUGGACUUUCAAACCCUGUUUACGAUGAGAAACCCUUUGAGGACGUAAGUCUCGGUGCAGAAAUAGAUAUGGGAAUGUUUGGAGAAGAUUCUUUCACUGUUCCGACCGAUAACCAAGCCGGAGCGACAUCAAUGGCCAAUCCUCUUUACCAAGACCCGUAUUACGAAGAGGAUGGACCCAUGUCUGAAUGCUGAACAAACUGGGUUAAUAAUCGCUGAGGUUAUUGCUAACUGCAUUUUGUUGUUACCGCAAGAUGUUCCAGUGUUGUUUAUAGAUACCAUUUGUCAUUCAAAUCUAGGAAUUUUUUAAUUUUUAAUUGGUUUUGAUUUAAAUACAUGUUCAGCGUUUAUUAAGUACCUCGUGUAACUACCUCGUUAGAAAGAGGUUUUGCUGCAUUUCUAAAGGCAUACAUUUAUCAGCGUUUAUUAAGUACCUUGUGUAGCUUCCUCGUUACAGAGAGGUUUUUGCUGCAUUUCUAAAGGCAUAUACAUUUUAACUUUAAACAUCAAAACGAUAUUUCACCUAGGCAAUUUUGCAUGAUAAUUCAAUGUUUCAUUGUUAUUGCUAGAUUUUUUAAAGGAGUCUGUUUCUAAAAUUCAUGCACAUAAAGCCGUAAUACAGCUUGGGAUUAGAUAAUUUUUAAUGUGCUGUCGAAAUAUUAUUUCUUAAAUAUUUGACAACUCGGUUUGCUGCUUUUUCAAGCCAAUUACGUAUUUUCUAAUAGCAUCGUAUAUAUUACACAAAACAGCAUAAUUUCUUCGAUGAUGGAGCAAAUUAUUGCAAAUAAUCAAAAAACAAGGCUGUAUAUUUGUUGCAAGACAACAUAUCAUUUUUGCUUCAACUGUAUAAAGUUUGGUAAUCCGUAUCGAUAGUUGAUUUUAUAGAUUUACUAUACUAUUCUAAUUAGGAAAACGUUUGAUAAUGUAGUUUCAUUCUUAUUCCUGGAAUGAAUCGAAGUUGUUUUCAUACUUUCGUUCAGUUUUUAAGCUUAGAUACAUAAAGAUAUAUUUUGGAUUUAGUGAUUUUUUCUAUUGCCUGGUGCAAAUCAAAAAGGGAUGUUAUUAGUCAUUGAAAUUGGUAUUUUUGUACACUAAAUGAGUCUUAAAUUGUUUGAUUUUUUCCGAGCCUUUUGUUUAUUUUCGUGGUACCACUUAAUUUCAUAAAAAUUAGGACAUAAGGACGAAGAGUUGUUAAGUAAAAUGUAAAAAUGUAUCUUGUGCCCAGAAAACCUGCUCAAUGUGGUUGUAGACGUCUGUAGAAUUUGCCCCCACCCCCAAGGUUUCUGGACGGUACCACUUUUCUUGUGAACACGAUGCUCGGAGAUAUUCAUACGUUGUUUCUGAACUUUGUAUCUAAGGGUUACAUUGCAUUGAAUACGUAAUUUGUACAGAAAUGUAAAUGAAUUGAAUGCUGCAGCGUUGAUCCUAGAUGUUAUUUUCA
This is a messenger RNA of Rhopilema esculentum, 22088 nucleotides long. RefSeq names its product MAM and LDL-receptor class A domain-containing protein 1. The record is from RefSeq and is a predicted model, not a curated record. Gene Ontology annotation, cellular component: membrane. NCBI's taxonomy places the organism in Eukaryota, Metazoa, Cnidaria, Scyphozoa, Rhizostomeae, Rhizostomatidae. Gene Ontology annotation, molecular function: protein binding.